AAUUUAAAUAAACAUCUUAAAGAUGGACAGAUUCUUGUCAAAAGGAAAACCGAUGAUCGUCCAUUUCAAUCGUUUGAGCCCCUACCAAGGCGAAAUAGAAGAUCGUGCUGGGACCGUGAGAACUUGCAGCUUUGAUCCCCCUGAUUCGGAGAUGUCCUUUGACGACUUCAUGGCCCGUUACAACAUCAGUGAGAAGGCUCGCUGUGGUGUGACCAAAGAAGAACAACGGAACCUCUUUUCCGUGCCUCCUGAUAAUUCGCUCGCUAACUGUGUGGCCCGAGAUUUACGAAUAUCCAGGGGAAUAGCUGCGACGUUCAAUGAAAAGUUUGUACGUCCCGUCGACAGGAUCCAGAGGUUGGAACCGUCUUGAGGCUAACCGACAAUGCGCAUGGUCAAGCAAGACACAUCUUCUAUCUGGUCGCCGAGUAAGCCGACUUAUCUCAAUCUAUGGAAGACCCUGAUUGAACUGAAACAACAAUAUUACAC
Sitophilus oryzae (rice weevil) is the source of this 486-nucleotide messenger RNA. RefSeq lists its product as uncharacterized. Bases 23 to 370 code for a protein of 115 amino acids. NCBI's taxonomy places the organism in Eukaryota, Metazoa, Arthropoda, Insecta, Coleoptera, Curculionidae. The record is from RefSeq and is a predicted model, not a curated record. The transcript has 2 exons.